Messenger RNA from Dichomitus squalens LYAD-421 SS1, 1014 nucleotides. Its product is annotated as NAD(P)-binding protein. The record is from RefSeq and is a predicted model, not a curated record. Gene Ontology annotation, molecular function: oxidoreductase activity, acting on the CH-CH group of donors, NAD or NADP as acceptor. The transcript has 9 exons. The coding region runs from base 1 to 1014 and encodes 337 amino acids. Lineage: Eukaryota; Fungi; Basidiomycota; Agaricomycetes; Polyporales; Polyporaceae.
AUGGCUCCUGUCACCAACGGACGCGUUCUCUUCAACGAAUAUCUCCCCACCGGUUACCCCAUACCGGGGAAAACCGUUGUAUACGAUACCUCCGAGACCAUUGAUCUCGAGAAUGUCGCUCUCAAUGGCGGUUUCCUUGUCAAGGUCCUGGUAUUGUCUAUUGAUCCUUACCAGCGUAAUCGGUUGAAAGCCCCGAGUGACCAGAGAAGCUACGGCUCCUUUGAACUUGGCAAGCCAAUACAGAACUUCGGCGUCGGGGUUGUGCUUCGUUCCGAGAACUCGGCCGUCAAAGCGGGCGAUCAUGUCUACGGACAGUACGAUUUCCAGCAGUACGUCAUCGUGCCUGAGCUCCCCAGCCGUAUCUGGCGGGUACUCGAGAACAAGGAGCAGAUCCCGUGGUCGGCGUAUGUCGGCGUAGCUGGCAUGCCUGGUCAAACCGCCUACUACGGCUGGAAGGAGUAUGCUUCGCCUCAGAAGGGCGAAGUGGCAUUCGUUACAACCGGCGCCGCGAAGGCCGACGGUCUGAAAGUCAUCGCGUCGGCUGGCUCGGAUGACAAAGUCGAGUACAUGAAGUCUAUUGGAGCCGAUGUCGCCUUCAACUACAAGACGACAAAAACCAGCGACGUGCUUGCGAAGGAGGGCCCGAUUCACGUAUUCUGGGACAACGUUGGCGGCGAGUCCUUCGAAGCGGCUAACGAGCAUGCUGCCACUGGCGCACGCCUCCUUGAAUGUGGCAUGAUCACAGUGUACAACACAAACGAGACUUACACCGUCAAGAAUCUCUUCCAGAUCAUUGGGAAGGAACUGCACGUCCAUGGGGUCAUGGUCGCGGGACCUCUGCACGAGAAGUAUGUAGACGAGUUUUAUGAGACGAUCCCGGAAAAAAUAGCUCGGGGAGAGCUGAAGUACAAAGAGCAUGUGCUGCACGGGUUGGACAAAGCAGGUCAAGGGCUUCUCGAUGUUCAAACUGGGAAAAACUUUGGCAAAUGCGUCAUCGUUGUCGCAGAGGAAUAA